This is a messenger RNA of Agrilus planipennis (emerald ash borer), 2266 nucleotides long. Its product is annotated as putative leucine-rich repeat-containing protein DDB_G0290503. The record is from RefSeq and is a predicted model, not a curated record. Lineage: Eukaryota; Metazoa; Arthropoda; Insecta; Coleoptera; Buprestidae. Bases 96 to 2009 code for a protein of 637 amino acids. The transcript has 11 exons.
ACGAUUUGUGAGUUCCGUUGAGAUUUGAAAUUCAAUACUUUACUUUUUAAAUAUUAAAUUCAUUAUCGCGUUUUUUUUGCUGUAAUUAAUAUCUAAUGACUACCGAUCCAAAACCUCAGGAUUUCUAUUUGGAUAACCGUAAUCCUAGCAAUGAGGAAGAAGAAGACGAGGAGGAACAUCUUCGACGCCAAGAAGAGAUAAAAAAUUUGUUAAAUGUUGCAAUGGGAGACUUUAACUAUGACGAAAGCACUUUGAAUUCCCUCAAUUGUUCAGCUGACCCUGUGGAAGAAUCUCACAUCAGCUUAAGGGAAAAAUACAAAGAGGCUGACUAUACUGAUACUCUUAAGGCUCUUUAUGAAUCACGUACAAAAGAGUUAGAGAACCUUUCUAAAAAGUUGGUAGAAACUGAAAAAGCAAAGAGUGAAUUAGAAAAUCAAAAACAAAGACAAAUAAUUUGCUUACAAGCUGAUUUAGAGCAAAUGAAACUUGCAUUAAAACAAUGUGAAACAGUUCAUGUUAUGAAAACAGAAGAAGUAAACCAACUAUUGGAAGAAAAACAAGUCCUAUUAAAAAAUAUUGAAGAGAUGAAAGAAAAAAUUGAAGAAGUAGCAGAGCAAAGAGAUGCCUUACAUACAGCAAAUAAUAACUUACAUCAACAGUUAACUUUUUUGGAAAAGGGAUUUAAUCCAAAACUAGAUGCUGAAGCAGCUAAAGAACAAGAACUUAAAAAUAAAAUUGAUGAUUUAACUGCUGAAAUUGAGAAAUUAGAAAAGAUAAUAAAAAAACAGGAGAAUGAGUUUACCAGUCAUAAACAAAUGUUGGAAAGAAUGUUACAGGAAAAAGAUGAAAUAUGCCAAGACAGAAAUGCUGAAAUUAAAAAAUUUGAUUUAGAAUUGCACAGAAAAGAAAUGGAUUGCAUUAAUCUUAAUGCAGAACUUCAAAGAUUAAAUAGAGAAAAGGAAGAUCUUAAAUGUACUAUACAAAAAUUAAAAACAACUGAAUUAUGCAAUCUCAGUCUGAAUAACUUAAAUGAUCAACUAAAAAAGCUUGCAGCAGAGAAUAAAGAAAUGAAGACCAAAAUUCAACAGUAUCUACAAGAUAUCAUUGAGCAUGAUAAAAUGAAGGAAGAAUAUGAAAAAGCAAAAAUUGCAAUAGAAGAAAUAAAUAAAAUUGAAGUUGCAAAGAAGGAAAAAGUAGAUAGAGGUAUACAAGUAGCAGACAAAAAUCAAACACGUGAUAUAGGAUUACAGAUUGACAACUUAAAAAGUGUUGAUGCAAAAACUCUUUCCAAAAUAAAGGAGCUUGAAGAGGAAAAUGCAUUCCUAAGAGAAAAGGAUUCUCAAAGGCAGGAACAAGAAGUCCUUCUAAACGACCUUCAGAAAGUCGCCCAGGAAUUUGAGAAAGUAAUCCAAGAGAGAAAUUCAAAAACCUGUCAGUCUCAGAGUACAAACACAGAGGGCGAUCUUUUAGAAACUAUUAAAAUUCAUUAUGAAACACAAAUAAUGAAACUUGAAGUUCAACUUCGUGAAGAAAUCAAGGAAGAAUUUAAUAAAAAAUUACGACAAAAAGAAUAUCUUAUGAGCCAUCAGUUAACACAAAUUAAGAAAACAUUAUCUUUGGAAGCAGAAAAAGCUGUUAAAGAUAUUGUUCAGAAAAUGAAAGAUGAUAGAAAAGCUACAAUUGAAUUAUUAAACGAGUUGAGACAAAAAUUUAUACAAAUGGAGGAAGAAAUAAAAGAUUAUAAAACUAAAUACCUUGAAGUAGCAACUGAAAAUUGUGAACUAAAAAAAUAUUUAAUUAAACUAAAACAUCAGUACCAACAGGACCUAAAGAUGACUCUACAAAAUCAUCAGCAGAAUUAUAACUUCGUGAUAGCAAAAUUUGUAGCUCAAAAGGAAGAAAAACUCAAAACAAAAGUCUCUAAUAUUGUUAAAUCGCUACAAAUAUUUAACAACAAGAUUGAAGCUAUUCAAGGGAAGAUAAUUGAAAUACCAGAACAAGACACAUAGUAAAUUUAAUUUUACUAAUAUUGUUAUCUGUGAUUUAUUCAAAAAUUUUUGUUUAAAUUUAUUUUUCUCUUAUUACGUUUUCAACUUUAAUAUAGUUAACAUUCACAAUUGUAACUGUAAUGAAGUCAUUUGAAAAUUACAAUUCUUUGAUUAAAUUAGGAAAUGAUAAUCAAUGGAUGGAACUUAGUUUAAGAAAAACGUUCUAAGCACCAUGUAAGUUCAUGUUUUCUAGUGGAAGUUAAAUUGUACUUAAUAAU